AUGAGAAGAGGAAGUGGUGCAGCAGAGGUGGAUCCAUUUUUGGUGGUGAGGAAUGCUGUCUAUUUUAUUGUGUCGAACAGGGAUCAGUUAACAAUUUCUCAGCUUCUGACUUGGUUACGUCAGCAAUCUCAGCUUUAUUUCCUAAAUAUUAAAAAGCUUCUUGAGAUUCUAAAGCAUUAUUCAAAUUACUUUUAUCUUACGUAUCCUGGUACAUGUAUUUCACAAAUUCAAGUCAGAUUGGCAUUUGAGUUGAAAAUAUGUGAGCAACCUACGAAGUGCAGAGGUUACCCUGGAUGUAAAGAUCUGCAUAUCUGUGUAUACUUCAUUCGAAACAAGUGCAGGAAAGAUUCAACCGAGUGUCCUUACGGACACAACUUGCAUUCUCAACAGAAUUUUCAGAUUCUGCGAGAUUGCUGCUUAGAGCAAAUUAACCCAGCUGUUGUCAAAGAAUGGAUCCAUAAUUGCCAAAGCAGGAGAUGGAGAGCUUCUAGACCACCAAAAGUUUGUACAUACUACAACUCGAAGAGAGGAUGCAUAAAAAACGAAAAAUGUACAUUUCUACACCUUUGCAUUCAUUUUGUCAAAGGAAGUUGUAAAUAUGGUGACAAGUGUAGAAAGAGCCAUGAACUCUUUUUAAAAAGGAACACGGAAAUACUCAGAGAUCAUGGAAUCGAUUUGCGAUGUGAUCAACAUCAAAUCCUGGAUAUGCUCUCUGAAAGAACAACACAGUAUGAAAAAAGCAAGACACCUAUAAUGAAGAAUUUUUUUUAUGUUGAAUUAUUUUCAAAGGACAAUGAUGAAAAGAUUCCAGGGCGGCCUUUCUUAAUAAAGGCGAAGUCUGAUUGUAUAACGAUACAGUGGCGACAUGUACCCAAAUUAUCCCCAGAAUUCGAAUAUCAAAUACAGUACAGAAAAAUGCCCGACGGGCGAUGGACUACCUACAACCAAAGGACACAUUAUGAUGAAUCACGAGCAACUAUUUUAGGCUUGAAGUCACUUUCUUCAUAUUCUUUCCGGGUCCGACUUGUAGAUACCAGAGAUGAAUUUGAAUACCCCGGGUAUCCCUUUAGCCCUGAAAGUGUUGAUUUUCAGACACCAGAAUCUCCAGCUUUGAGAAUACAGCGUCGUUCCAUUCUGGUGAAGCAUGGAAAUCCAGAAAUUUAUCGACUGCCAACAGAAGAGGUUCUAAGUGUCCGAAAUGACACAAUAAAAUCAAGAAAGCUUUCAAUAGGAGAAGAGGGGGUUGGCGUUCGCGAAAAAACAAUUAUGAUGGUUGGAGCAACCGGAUGUGGAAAGAGCACUCUUAUUGACGGAUUGGCAAAUUAUCUAUUUGAGGUGAAUUGGGAAGAUAAUUUUCGAUUUACGCUAGUAAGCCUUGAACAAGAGGAGAGGAAAAGACUUAAAGACCAGGCAGUUUCACAGACUGAAUGGAUUACUUGCUAUAGCAUCUAUCCUGAUGCGGCAACCAAGUUGGAUUACGCUCUGCACAUUGUGGACACUCCGGGAUUUGGCGACACAAGAGGACUGGAGCGGGACAAGGAAAUCUCCAAUCAGAUUGGAGAAUACUUUCGUUGUCCAGGAGAAAAAGGAAUGAAGUUCCUUGACGCCGUCUGCUUUGUAGUCAAAGCCCCAGAUGCACGGCUUACGUCAUCUCAGAAAUAUAUUCUGGACGCCGUUUUAUCGUUGUUUGGGAAGGAUAUAGAGAGUAACAUCUGUACCUGCAUUACGUUUGCGGAAACACAGGAACCCCCAGUGCUGGCAUCUCUUGCCAAGACAUGUUUGCCACAUGAGAAGUACUUUAAGUUCAAUAAUUCUGCUCUGUUUGCUAAUAACAAAGAUAGAAACAGUCUUGCCUAUGGUUUCUGGAAUAUUGGAAAGAAAAGUUUUGACCAUUUUUUUAUCUCUUUAAAUCAACUGGAAACGAGGAGUCUUCAGAUGACUAACGAAGUUCUGAAGACAAGACAAGACCUGGAGAAUACAGUGCAAAAUCUGCAGAACAUGAUAACCGCAGGAAUGUCAAAAAUAUCAAUGUUAGAGGAAGAAAAAAACAUUUUUACAAAACACAAAAAGGCCAUUGAGGAGAACAAAGAUUUUCGUUAUGAAGUCACUGAGCAGGUUCAGGAAAAAGAAGAUAUAUCCGGUAAAGGCCAACAUACAACAAAUUGUCUAAUCUGCAACUAUACAUGCCACGAAUCAUGCGCUAUUCGUGAUGAUUCACGCAAAGACCACUGUAUAGCUAUCAACACUGACGGAUUCUGUAAACAGUGUCCGGGAAAUUGCCACUGGAAGAAUCAUCAUAACAAUCCUUACAUCAUUAGGUGGGUUUCUAAAAAGGUUUCGAAAACAUACAAUGAAAAAUUGAGUAGAUACAAAUCUGCUACAGAAAAAGUGAGUACUCAGAAAGAGGUUCUGAAAAAGAUGGAGGAAACAAUAAAGGAUAUUGAGGACGUGAUUGUCUCUCUACUCGAUUCAAUUACAGCCUGUAACAACAAGCUGAAGAAAAUCGCUCUGAGUGAAAACCCAAAGAAUACAGCUGAAUACAUACAUCUAAUGAUGGAAGCUGAGAAGAGAGAGGCAAAACCUGGGUACCUUACCCGUAUGAGAGUGCUUGAGGAAUGUCGUCAAAAGGCAUUAGUCGACCAUAAAGCCAAAGACGUACUACAGAAAAUCAAGCAAACUAGAAUAAGCUCAUCUUCCAUGGACAGUGAAGAUUUUGGCUCCUUAACAUGUUUUGCAUCAUCUAUCGGUAAAAUGCAAUCACUCAUGCAUCUUGCUUAG
This is a messenger RNA of Saccostrea cuccullata (small rock oyster), 2778 nucleotides long. RefSeq lists its product as uncharacterized. Gene Ontology annotation, molecular function: protein binding; metal ion binding. The transcript has 5 exons. NCBI's taxonomy places the organism in Eukaryota, Metazoa, Mollusca, Bivalvia, Ostreida, Ostreidae. The record is from RefSeq and is a predicted model, not a curated record. Bases 1 to 2778 code for a protein of 925 amino acids.